Centropristis striata (black sea bass) is the source of this 1511-nucleotide messenger RNA. RefSeq names its product multiple inositol polyphosphate phosphatase 1-like. The record is from RefSeq and is a predicted model, not a curated record. Lineage: Eukaryota; Metazoa; Chordata; Actinopteri; Perciformes; Serranidae. Gene Ontology annotation, molecular function: acid phosphatase activity; inositol phosphate phosphatase activity. The transcript is spliced from 5 exons. Bases 70 to 1452 code for a protein of 460 amino acids.
UUGUUGCCGUCACACAGAUGUUUUGGGUUUUGGGGACAGCUGCUUUUCAAGCCUCUUCUUGGGUGCAUCAUGCUGACUUUUCUUUGGAAACUCACUGCCUUUCACUUCCUCAUCAUCUCUUGCUGUCUACUUAAUUAUGUGAGUCCAGAGGACCAUCCGGACAUUCCAGCAAUCGCCAAAUAUUUCAACACAAAAGGAACGUAUGAAGAAGUGAACCCGCAUCUCAAAGAGGACAUACUUGCUGUAAACAGGUCUAUCCUGCAGCCUCCAUCUGCACAAUGUCAACAAAUUCAUCUGACUGCAAUUAUAAGGCACGGCACCAGGUACCCGACGACCAAAAACAUCAAGGAGAUGCAGCAGCUCUACAACAUUGUCCUACAAAAUGCCACAGGCGUAGAGAGCUGGCUGCGUGAGAUCCAGACCCAGUGGACGAUGUGGUACACUGAGGACAUGGACGGCCGACUCGUCCAGAAAGGUGUCAACGAUCACAAGCAUCUGGCUGUCAGGCUGUCAAAGCUGUUCCCCUCACUGAUUUCAGAGGAGAAGCUCCGAGGUGGAUUCAUCAAAUUUAUAACCAGCUCAAAGCACAGGUGUGUCAACAGCACGCUGUCCUUCAAGGCAGGACUGACAGAGCUGUGGGCCAUUACAGAUAAGGAGUUUGAUCAUGCAGUGAAUGAUUCUCUCAUGAGGUUUUUUGCCCAGUGCACCAGGUUUGUGCAGGAAGUUGAUAACAAUGCGACAGCUGUGUCAGAGGUGGACAAGUUCAAGCAGAGACCAGAGAUGAGGAGGGUCCAGGAGAAGAUUGCAGACCGACUCAGAGUCCUGUACAGACUCAUCACACAUGAUAUGGCUGAGGCUGCAUUUUACCUGUGUGCCUAUGAAUUUGCAAUCAAGGCAGUUAACUCCCCUUGGUGUCAACUGUUUGAUGAGGAUGACGCAAAGGUUAUGGAGUACUCAAGUGACUUGAGAGAAUUCUGGAAAAGAGGGUAUGGUUAUGAUAUCAACAGCAAGUCGAGCUGCAUUCUCUUUCACGAUGUGUUUAAUCGACUGAACAAAGCAGUCAGCGAGAACAAGUCAGGCCAGCAGGUGACUGAAGCUGUGACUGUUCAGGUCGGCCAUGCAGACACCCUGCUCCCACUGCUCACCCUCCUGGGCUUCUUCAAAGACAGUGAGGCCCUGACUUCCACCAACUACGCCACACAGAGCCAACGCUCCUUCCGCACCAGCCGCAUGUUACCCUACGCAGCUAACUUAAUCCUGGUUCUGUAUGACUGUGGGGGAGGCGACCUGAGACUGCAGCCGCUGCUCAACGAGAAGCCCGUUGCUUUCCCCGGGUUGACGGACCAGCAGGCCUCCAUGCCGCUCUAUCAAGACGUCAGGGAUCACUACAAGGAGCUGCUGCAAGGCUGUGACUUUGAGACUGAGUGUCAGCUGUCUAAAAGUUCUGCUUAAGUGUAUAGACAGACAGGGAAGGUCCUCAAAAAGAAAGCAUUACAGUGGCUUUAUUCUCU